Molecule: messenger RNA, 1140 nt
Organism: Drosophila arizonae
Lineage: Eukaryota; Metazoa; Arthropoda; Insecta; Diptera; Drosophilidae
Product: putative OPA3-like protein CG13603
Biological process (GO): regulation of lipid metabolic process
Cellular component (GO): mitochondrion
Source: RefSeq, a predicted model, not a curated record
UGACAGAAAUUAUAGAUUAAAUUGUAAUGUUUAAUAAUGGCUCACUUUCCUCUUUUAAAACUAAGCUUGUUAGCUUUGAAACAAAUUAGUAAGCCAGUAGUCAAAAGCAUAAAAGACACCGCUAAAACCAAUGAGCCAUUGCGUAAAUAUUUAGUCGUCCCAACAGCACAAACCUAUCAUUGGAUUGGGGUAAGAACAAAAAUGCGAAUACUUGGCAUGAGCCAACCAAAAUAUAUACCGCCCUUAAACAACGCGCUGGCAAUCCAAACCGGAAGUGAAUUAGUGGGUGAACUGCUGAUCUUUAUAAUUGCUGUCAGCUUGCUAUUAUUGGAGUUCUCACGGCAAGCGCGGAACGAAGCGUUGAAGAACAGUCAACGUCAGGCUGAGAAGGUAAAGUUGAAACAUGAGUUGGAAACUUUGAAUGAUCGGGUUUUGAACCAAACACGCGAAAUAAUAAAUCUUAAGGCACAGCUCGUAGAAUUCAUGGAUCUUCAUGAAAGCUAACAACAAAUUGUUCAAAGUUUUGUAUUAAAUCAAAUGAUUUUCGGCUUUCUGUCAAACAAUAUGCUUCUACAAUUUUAUUUUUAAUUUUUUUACUCUAAUAAAUUUUGGUUAUCGAAAUGGUCUCUGCAUAUCCUAUCGGAAAGAUUGCUGUACUUGGAAUUAAGCAGAUCGCCACUCCAUUCAGCAAAGUUUUAAAGACUUUUGCCCAAAACAAUUCAAUAUUUAAAAAGUAUAUUUGUGCUCCGGCUGGUCAAAUAAUACAUUGGAUCGAGACAAGAUCAAAAAUGCACAUGCUAAGACUACCUCAACCCAAAAGAGUUCCUAAGCUCUCGGAUGAUAUGGCUAUCAGCAUGGGAGCAAACCUUUUAAGCGAAGUUUUUACAAUGGGCUUAGGCUUACUAAUGAUAUACAUCGAAUCUUCACGGAAAGCAAAAAAGGAUAAGGUGAAGAAUGACUUACACAGGGAGAAUCAAGAGAAGCUAAGAAUAGAAAUAGAAACACUGAAUAAUCUGCUCGAUUGGCAGAAAAAACAAAUAUAUAUAAUACUAUUAUUUUUGAAGAUUCAUUGCUUUUAUUCGCAUUUCAAAGCUUUAAGUCUCAAAAUCUUUCAUGUUUCUUAAAUAUCGAUUAACACAA